AUGUUCAAUGAUAGUACGAAAUCAGGAUCUAGGUUAACGUCGCAAGCACGUAUUGAACAAAAAAUCACAUAUUCUGCAUGUGCAAUUGUCACUUGCUUCACAGUUACUCAAGCUCCAUCGGUUUUGCUUCCAACAAUACUGGGUAAUCCAACGUUCCGUGGACCUGAAUGGAAAAUGAACCUGCAAAUUGUAACGAAUUGUAUGGUGGUAAUUGGUAAAUCAUUAAAUUUUGCACUAUUCUGCCUGAGUUCCAAAACAUUCCGACAACGUCUCGUUGAAGUGUGUCGACACAUUUUGCAAUGCAAAAGUUUCAGGCAACUGAUGCUGCAGAGCAGUUCCUUCCCGCUUAGUAACACGACACGGAAUACAGCCAUAGUGGAUGGAUCCAGCUGUAAAAGUGAAGCAAAUCAACGACCGACAUCUUCUGGGGCAAUUUAUUUGAGAAAAGUUCGACGCUCAUUGCCAUCAAUUCGUUACAGCGAUAUUCGUCGUAGCAGUAAGAAUGUGACCAUCAUCAGACCACGAACACUUUCGAUGGUACAGAUAUGA
Anisakis simplex (herring worm) is the source of this 549-nucleotide messenger RNA. The record is from the annotation of a GenBank genome assembly. NCBI's taxonomy places the organism in Eukaryota, Metazoa, Nematoda, Chromadorea, Rhabditida, Anisakidae.